CAUUUCCCUUACACCAAAACCACUCUACAAGCCAAUCAACCCUUCACACUCUGCUUCUUCUUCUUCCUUAAAUCAAUUUCGACAUCAUGGGUGUGAUCAGUUAUGAUAUGGAGGUUACCUCCUCAAUCCCUGCUGCCAAGAUGUUCAAGGCCUUUGUCCUUGAUGCCGACAACCUCAUCCCCAAGAUCUUGCCACAAGCAAUUAAGAGUGUUGAAAUCAUCCAAGGAGAUGGUGGAGUUGGAACUGUCAAGGUCAUCUCUUUUGGCGAAGGCAGCCAAUUCAAGAGCGUCAAACACCAAGUUGAUGGGCUUGACAAAGGCAACUUUGCCUAUAGUUAUAGCAUCAUUGAAGGUGAUGCUUUGAUGGGUGUGCUUCAAAAGAUCUCUUACGAGAUCAAGAUCGAAGCUUCCUCUGAUGGAGGAUCUGUAUGCAAGAACAGUAGCAAAUACCAUACCAAAGGCGAUGUUGGGAUCACAGAGGACCAAAUCAAGGGUGGCAAAGAAAAAGCUUUGGGAAUGUUCAAGGCUGUUGAGGCCUACCUCUUGGCAAAUCCUGAUGCCUACAACUAGAUACAACUUAAUCCGUGUACUGAAAUAUAUGGUUUCAUGGCUGUGUGCUUGUAUUACUAUUUAUAGGUGUGGCUUUCAAUUCUUUUUCUCGAUGGCUGGCUUACUUUGCCUUCGACUUUUUAAUAAGGGGAAAAAAUUCCAUUGAGAUUGUUAUUAUCAAGUUAUUUGUACUCUUUUAUAUGAUUGAAGAGUUAUAUCAUGUCUUACAAUUUUAAUUAUAAUUCGAAACUAGCUCUCUUGGUAAACUAA
Messenger RNA from Cornus florida, 818 nucleotides. Its product is annotated as major allergen Pru ar 1-like. The coding region runs from base 87 to 569 and encodes 160 amino acids. The record is from RefSeq and is a predicted model, not a curated record. Gene Ontology annotation, biological process: abscisic acid-activated signaling pathway; defense response. Gene Ontology annotation, cellular component: cytoplasm; nucleus. NCBI's taxonomy places the organism in Eukaryota, Viridiplantae, Streptophyta, Magnoliopsida, Cornales, Cornaceae. Gene Ontology annotation, molecular function: signaling receptor activity; protein phosphatase inhibitor activity; abscisic acid binding. The transcript has a single exon.